This is a messenger RNA of Didymodactylos carnosus, 483 nucleotides long. The record is from the annotation of a GenBank genome assembly. Lineage: Eukaryota; Metazoa; Rotifera; Eurotatoria; Philodinida; Philodinidae.
AUGCAAAUAUCGAUUAAUAAACUACGUUCGAAUGAAUCAUUACGUCGUGCAACACUUGUUCGUGGUGCAUUUUGGCGUGCUCGGGAACAUUACUGUGAUUUAAUUCACGAAUUAGUUAAAAUUGUACAUACGACAGCAGCAACAACAACAACAACAACAACAAAUAUGAAUAAUAACGUAUUAAUGGAUUGUGAGGAAGAGGUGGAUGUCAAAUCUGAUAAUAUUAAUAAUAAUGAUGAAUCAGAACCGGUGAUGUCCGAAACGUUUUGUAAUAGUGACAACAUAAGCUCUCUAUCAUCAGGAAGUGAUACAGAUAUUAUUGUACCGGUGAUUACUGAACCACAAGAACAACAACACAAUCCAACACUGAAAACAUUAAGGAGCUAUUUAAAACGAAAACAAUUUGGUGGCUGCUAUUCUGAUGUUAAACGUUUAAGAUUAUCGACAAAUACCAUUCAUCAAGAAGAACCAUGUAUUACUUAA